AUGAAUUUCCGAAUCGUUGCCACAAUCUUGUCCUUCGGAGCAUGCGCAUUCGGGGCAUCACUGAAGCAGGUGACGAACUAUAACAAUGACGCCAAAGCAAAGCCUGGAAUGUGGGUGUACGUUCCAGACACAGUAAAGAGCGAUGCGCUUGUGGUUGCCAUCCACUCUUGCCAGUCCUCCGCACAGAAAUACUUCCAGAACAGCAAGAUUCCAUGGCAUCAAGGCUCUGACAAGAAAGGCUAUGUGACGGUUUGGCCAAGUUCAACAACUGAAUGCUGGGAUGUUUCGAGCAAAGCUUCACUUACACACAAUGGCGGAGGUGACUCGAAUGCGAUCGCGAAUAUGAUCAAAUAUGCGAUCACCGAAUACAAGAUCGACCCGAAGAAGGUUUUCGUAACGGGUGGCUCAUCCGGAGCGAUGAUGUCCAAUGUCAUGGCUGCGACCUAUCCCGACCUCAUCACUGCCGUAUCGCUCUACUCCGGCGUACCUGCUGGCUGUUUUGUCUCUUCAUCAGGGGCUGCUGCUGCCUGGAACAACACCUGCAGCGGUGGCAACAGCAAGGCAAGUCCGGAACAAUGGGGCAACGUAGCUCGAGCCAUGUAUCCUAGCUACACCGGCACACGUCCUCGUAUGCAAAUCUGGCAUGGGUCGGUUGAUGGCACUCUAUCACCCAACAAUUAUCAGGAGACAAUCGACCAGUGGACAAAUGUGUUCAACGUUAGCAUCACGCCGACGUCGUCGAAGCCGGACACGCCGGAUAAGAACUACAGGAUGGAUGACUUCGGUCCGAAUGUUGAGGGUAUCUGGGCUGUGGGUGUUGGCCACUCGGUGCCGUCGCACCUGGAUGCUUCCGAGGCCUGGUUUGGUCUAUAA
Molecule: messenger RNA, 873 nt
Organism: Didymosphaeria variabile
Lineage: Eukaryota; Fungi; Ascomycota; Dothideomycetes; Pleosporales; Didymosphaeriaceae
Exons: 4
Coding region: 1-873 (290 amino acids)
Cellular component (GO): extracellular region
Molecular function (GO): hydrolase activity
Source: RefSeq, a predicted model, not a curated record